Molecule: messenger RNA, 2110 nt
Organism: Pungitius pungitius (ninespine stickleback)
Lineage: Eukaryota; Metazoa; Chordata; Actinopteri; Perciformes; Gasterosteidae
Exons: 10
Coding region: 22-1359 (445 amino acids)
Biological process (GO): cell surface receptor signaling pathway
Cellular component (GO): plasma membrane
Molecular function (GO): transmembrane signaling receptor activity
Source: RefSeq, a predicted model, not a curated record
AGUGUCAGAGUGGACGUGAGGAUGGGACACACUUUGUUUGCUGUGUUGGGGCUUUUCUUGCUGAAUAUUCUCCUCUACUGUGGACACGCUGAAGAUGUUCCUCAGUCUGUCCUCACAGUGUCUCCAUCAUGGCCGAGUCCUGGAGACUCAGUGACUCUGACCUGCAGUGUUGAACCUCCGUCUGCAGGAUGGAGGUUCUUCUGGUAUAAGGCUACUCCCGAAAUGUAUUUCUUCUUCUAUACCUCCUCCUACAUUUCUGAGCUUCUACCUGGUAACACCACUGGGACUGAACAGGGUUCCUACAUUCUUCAUGGACAGACACAUACAGCAGGAUAUAAGUGCAGAGCUAGAAGAGGAGAGCCUGUCAUUUACACUCAGUAUAGUGAUGUGAAGUUUGUCUGGUCUGGAGGUGUGAAUCCAGCAGCGUCUCUCACAGUGAGUCCUCACAGACUGCAGCACUUCAGCAGAGAGUCACUGUCACUGAGCUGUGAGGGAAACUCUACUAAGUGGAGAGUGAUGAGGGCUGAUGAAUCUGGCUUCAUGUCACCCUGUUCUAUCUGGGGUAAAAUUACUGGAUCCACAUGCAACAUCAACACUAGAGCGAGUAGUGGAGUGUACUGGUGUGAGUCUGAAACACAGUACAGCAAUGCAGCCAACAUCACUAUACACAGUGGUGAUGUCAUCCUGGUGAGUCCUGUCCGUCCUGUGACUGAGGGACAUUUGGUCACUCUUGGCUGCAAGUUGAGGAAAGAAAACCUUCUUUAUAAUGUGGAUUUCUAUAAAAAUGACAAACUCGUCCCAAAUGCUGUCAGAGGGGAGCUGCUUAUCUCUGCAGUUACUAAGUCAGAUGAAGGCUUUUAUAAAUGUAGAGGAUGGAAAUCACCUCAAGGUUUGGAGACUUUGACCUCAGCAGAGAGCUGGUUGUCAGUGAAAUAUCCUGAAGAAGCAGCACCACGCUCUGUGUUUCUCGUGCUGUUGGUUGUUGGUCUGGUUUCUGGAGUUUUACUGAUUAUUCUCCUGCUGCUGUUUCUGUGUCGCUACAGAAAGUCAAAAGCUUCAAGCCUCAGCAGGUUGGUACAAGCCUCUCUUCUCACUCUGAACAUGGCAGCAGGACUUUACAUGUUCCUCAUUCAAUCCUCUGUAUUUACUUCAUGUUUUGGAUCCGCAAGGUCUCAGAGCACCAAUCAGAGCCCAGCUACAGACCACAUGAUCAACCUGGGUGAAUCUCAAGCCAGACAUUACGCUUCUCUUCAUCCUGGUGAUUCUUCUGUCUAUGAAACACUCAGAGGCUCUGAAGAACCUGAACAUGGGACGAAUGAUGAACCAGAGGAGAGAGAUUACCAAAAUGUGACGAUGUAACCAGCUGCAGAUGAACAAAACACCUGCAUGGAUGACGACAUGAAAAACCACAUCUUUGUCUUUUGAGUAAUCAUUGAAUGAACUUCUUUCCUGGUAUGAGAAAGUAUUUUGUAGUUAUAAUACAUAUACAUCAUAUGUCUUAAAAAAGUUUAGUGGGUGAAAAUAGUUGAUUAUUACAUAUACUCAUUCAAAUGUUGAUUGUGCACUGUACAUGUUUUCUGCUCUGUCACUUUUUUUUAAUGGAGGCUUGUUUGAAAAGCAAGUUUUUGAGCUUCAGUACGUUGGUGAUAUUAUUCAAUAUAUCUUUUUUUAUUUCUGAUUCAUUUAUUAAACAUUUGAGCUUAUCUUUUUAACAGUUUUAACAGGGGCUAUUUGUGUUUUAUCUUCACCUGUUUGUAUUUAACACAUUUUCUAAUGUUUAAUCUUUUUAUGCAACAAUAAACUUGCAGCUCUAAGCAGUGUUUCUAAUAAAUUACAGGGAACAUAUAUGUCCACAUGUUCCUCUUGCAUUCAUCUAGAAACAAAUUAAAAUGUCUGUUAAAGUAGUUACUAGUUAAAUAUCUUAAAGCUGAAUUCUUUAACUUUCUACAUAUUGUGUUUGAUAAAAAGUUGUAUGUGAAGUAUUUGACCUGCUCAUGUUUUUAUUGGAAUCUUUAACAGGAAUAGAUCACAGCAAUGUAAAUAAGAUAUUACUUCAUUCUUAAAGGAAAUGGUAAGAUAUAACCGCUAUAGACGCACCCUUGUUUUAAUC